UGUAUUUCUUUUAUGGCAUGUUUUCUUCCUAUAAAUUAUUUCCCAUCUCUUCACAUUUUUUCCCACAUCUCUCUUUUCAUUGCACUUCAAAUCUUGCUCUUUCUCUAUCGCUCUACGACUUUCUUCCACUGCAGAGAAGGAAAGUUUUUGAUAAAGAGAUACAGAAAUAACCUUGUAAUUUUGGCUUGAAAAGCCAUGGCAAAGGAGCAAAUUCAGGUACUAAAUGCGCUUGAUGUUGCAAAAACGCAAUGGUACCAUUUCACAGCAAUCGUCAUCGCUGGAAUGGGCUUCUUCACCGAUGCAUAUGAUCUAUUUUGCAUAUCCCUUGUUACAAAGUUGCUUGGCCGCAUAUAUUACCAUGUUGACGGUUCACCAAAGCCCGGUUCAUUGCCUCCCAAUGUUGCAGCUGCUGUAAAUGGUGUGGCUUUCUGUGGAACACUUUCAGGACAGCUUUUCUUUGGUUGGCUUGGUGAUAAGAUGGGAAGGAAAAAAGUCUAUGGCAUGACUCUGAUGAUGAUGGUGAUAUGUUCCGUGGGUUCCGGCCUUUCAUUCGGUCAUAGUGCAAAAUCUGUAAUGGCAACCCUCUGCUUCUUCCGGUUCUGGCUUGGAUUUGGCAUUGGUGGAGACUAUCCACUUUCUGCCACCAUAAUGUCUGAGUAUUCAAACAAGAAGACUCGCGGGGCCUUCAUUGCUGCAGUGUUUGCCAUGCAGGGUUUUGGCAUUUUGGCAGGUGGUAUAUUUGCAAUUAUAGUUUCAGCUUCAUUCAAUAGCAGGUAUACUGCUCCAGCAUAUGAGGUUGAUCCAGCCGGGUCAACAGUCGUACAAGCAGACUACAUUUGGAGGAUAAUUGUGAUGGUGGGAGCACUCCCAGCGGCAUUGACUUACUACUGGCGGAUGAAGAUGCCGGAAACUGCCCGUUAUACUGCUCUAGUAGCCAAGAACAUGAAGCAGGCAGCAGCAGAUAUGUCUAAGGUUCUGCAGGUCGAGAUUCAAGCUGAACCACAGAGUGAAGAUCCGGCAAAGCCCAAGCCAUAUGGCUUGUUCUCAAAGGAGUUCCUCACUCGCCAUGGACUGCAUCUGCUUGGUACAUCAAGCACUUGGUUCUUGCUUGAUAUUGCGUUUUACAGUCAAAAUCUUUUCCAGAAGGACAUCUUCAGUGCAAUUGGUUGGAUACCUCCAGCCAAAACCAUGAAUGCUAUUGAGGAGGUUUACAAAAUUGCAAGGGCUCAAACACUCAUUGCUCUCUGCAGUACAGUUCCUGGCUACUGGUUCACGGUGGCUUUCAUUGACAAGAUAGGAAGAUUUGCCAUCCAAUUGAUGGGCUUCUUCUUCAUGACUGUCUUCAUGUUUGCUCUUGCCAUCCCCUAUGACCACUGGACUCAUAAGGAUAACCGGAUAGGAUUUGUGGUGAUGUAUUCAUUGACCUUUUUCUUUGCAAACUUUGGGCCCAAUGCUACCACUUUUGUGGUGCCAGCAGAGAUUUUCCCUGCUAGAUUCCGAAGUACUUGUCAUGGAAUUUCAUCAGCAUCUGGAAAGCUUGGGGCUAUUGUUGGUUCCUUUGGGUUCUUGUACUUGGCACAAAACAAGGACAAAAGCAAAGCUGAUGCAGGGUACCCUGCAGGUAUUGGUGUAAAGAAUUCACUUAUAGUUUUAGGUGUAGUUAACAUUCUAGGCUUCUUCUUCACUUUCUUGGUUCCUGAGGCAAAGGGAAGAUCGUUGGAGGAGAUGUCAGGUGAGAAUGAAGAGGAUGUUGGAACCGGGGAAGAAUCAGAACAAUCACAUCCUCACAACAACAAAACUGUUCCGUAUGUUUAGGAUACCUUCGUCUAUAAUGUUGUUGUUACAAUAAAGAAGGGGCUUCAAUUAGACUUGGAAAGCACAAAAGCAGCUUUCCUUGCCCAUCGCCAAUAUUUCUGUUAAAUUUUGCUUGGACAUCAUGUAGUAGGAACUACGGCUAUCUCUUUCAAGAAUAUUGGCAAACUCGAGUUCCAUUUGAUGUAUAAUCAUAUUGGUGUAUACAACUUUCAAUAAAAAGUUUGACAGACCGGCUAUGUUCUGCAUGCCAUCUUUAUUUUCAA
Vigna radiata var. radiata (mung bean) is the source of this 2078-nucleotide messenger RNA. RefSeq names its product inorganic phosphate transporter 1-4. Gene Ontology annotation, cellular component: membrane. The record is from RefSeq and is a predicted model, not a curated record. The transcript is spliced from 2 exons. NCBI's taxonomy places the organism in Eukaryota, Viridiplantae, Streptophyta, Magnoliopsida, Fabales, Fabaceae. Gene Ontology annotation, molecular function: phosphate transmembrane transporter activity. Gene Ontology annotation, biological process: transmembrane transport; phosphate ion transport. Bases 196 to 1815 code for a protein of 539 amino acids.